CACACCAAGCUAAUGGACAGAACCGAACUCACACACCACACACAGAGGAAGACGAAGAAGAAGAGAGCGAGAAUCUUGAAGAGCCAGUAAUCUUAAUCCUUUUACCAUGGCGAUAGCUUCCUCUUCUCUUCAACCACUUCACCAAGUUCUAUGCCUCAAAUACACUUGCCUUUCUCCCAAUUCCCGAAAUUUCCAGCCUCGUCUCGGGUUUUCCUCUCUCAGGUUUCCCUCCACGAUUCGCGCUUGUUCAGCAGUUGCUCUUGAACCAGAUUUAGGUACAGAGAAGCGUCAAACUUUGGAGGAUGACCCAUUUGCAUGCCCAAUAUGUUAUGAGCCUCUGAUAAGAAAAGGCCCUCCAGGUUUUAAUUUAUCAGCAAUCUACCGGUCUGGUUUCAAGUGCAAGAAAUGCAACAAAACAUAUUCCAGCAAAGGCAACUAUCUGGAUCUUACAAUUACAGCUGCAAUGAAGGAAUAUAAUGAAGUCAAACCUGCUAGGACAGAGCUAUUCCGGAGUCCACUUGUUUCAUUCUUGUAUGAACGAGGGUGGCGUCAAAAUUUUAAUCGAAGUGGCUUCCCUGGUCCUGAUGAAGAGUUCAAAAUGGCUCAGGAGUACUUCAAACCAGCAGAAGGUGGUCUCCUAGUUGAUGUUAGCUGUGGCAGCGGAUUGUUUUCCAGAAAAUUUGCCAAAUCUGGGACUUAUUCUAAAGUUGUUGCGCUUGAUUUUUCUGAAAACAUGCUUCGCCAAUGUUAUGAUUUCAUUAAGCAAGACAUCACUAUCUUAAAUACGAAUCUUGCCCUUGUUCGAGCAGAUGUUUCUAGACUUCCUUUCUCAUCAGGUUCAGUUGAUGCUGUUCAUGCUGGUGCAGCCUUACAUUGCUGGCCAUCUCCUUCAAAUGCUAUUGCUGAAAUCUGUCGUAUAUUGCGAAGUGGUGGAGUCUUUGUUGGAACCACUUUUCUAAGAUACAGUGCAGUCACUUCCUGGAUUGAACGGCCGCUCCGUGAGAGGAUUCUGCAGAAUUAUAACUAUUUCACAGAGGAGGAGAUUGAGGACUUGUGCACAUCAUGUGGUCUUACCAACUACAAAAGCAAAGUUCAGCAAUCCUUCAUCAUGUUCUCUGCUGAGAAGCCCUCAGAUGUUUAGGUCAUUUAAACAAUUUUCUGGCCUUAACAUAUAUAUAUAUACACAUAUAUGAAUUGUAUAGAAUCUUGAAAUAAACAAAACCUGAAAAGGUGAUAACCUGAGGCAGAUGUAAAGUUAGUAAAAAAAAGUUUAUCAUAUUUAUUGCAUGAUUAGCCAAA
Molecule: messenger RNA, 1299 nt
Organism: Hevea brasiliensis (rubber tree)
Lineage: Eukaryota; Viridiplantae; Streptophyta; Magnoliopsida; Malpighiales; Euphorbiaceae
Exons: 8
Coding region: 107-1141 (344 amino acids)
Molecular function (GO): S-adenosylmethionine-dependent methyltransferase activity
Source: RefSeq, a predicted model, not a curated record